AUGAAACUUGGUCUGGUUCUUUGCCUCGGGCUUUUCGUCGGCAUCAAUGCCAAAUCGCGUAAGUCCAUUGUACUUCUUCUGUUUAUUGCGCCAUUUUUAAGUCUUCAAAAGAGACAAUAGUUAUGGAGAUGAGCCCGCAGCUCAAGUAGCAGCGGCCGAUUCUGCCCCCGCCCCUGCUAGUUAUCAGGCCCCUGAAGCUGCUCCAGCUGCCGUCCAACAACCAGCCGCCGCGCCUUCUGCUGUCGCAUCUUCUGGUUAUAGGAAAAAGCGCGACAACAGCUACGGAGAUGAGGCUGUGACCCCAGCUCCAGCUUCCGCUCCUGUAGCUGCAGCCCCAGAAGCUGCCCCAGCUGCCGUUGAACAACCAGCUGCUGCCCCAGCCCCAGUUGCUUCUUCUGGUUACAGAAAGAAGAGAGAUAAUUCUUAUGGAGAUGAAGCCGCACCAGCCGUCGCCGCAGCUCAAGCCUCCGAACCAGCUGCCAGCUAUCAAGCCCCUGAAGCUGCUCCAGCCGCUGUUGAACAACCGUCUGCUGCCCCAGCCCCAGUAGCGUCGUCUGGAUACAGAAAGAAGCGCUCCAACUCCUAUGGCGAUGAGGCCGCUCCCGCUGUUGCUGCCGCUGAGGCUUCGGCCCCCGCUGCCAACUAUCAGGCCCCAGAAGCUGCUCCUGCCGCCGUCGAGCAGCCAGCCGCCGCUCCAUCCCCAGUUGCCUCUUCCGGCUAUAGAAAGAAGAGAGAUAACUCUUACGGAGAUGAGGCUGCCCCAGCUGUUGCAGCCGCCGAGUCCGCCGCUCCUGCCGCCAGCUACCAAACGCCUGAAGCCGCUCCGGCCGCUGUUGAACAACCCGCCGCGGCCCCAGCACCAGUCGCCUCGUCUGGCUACAGAAAGAAGCGUGACAACAGCUAUGGAGAUGAGGCUGUGACCCCGGCUCCAGCUUCCGCUCCUGUAGCCGCAGCCCCAGAAGCUGCGCCAGCUGCCGUUGAACAACCUGCUGCGGCUCCAGCUCCAGUUGCCUCAUCCGGCUACAGAAAGAAGCGCUCCAACUCGUAUGGAGAUGAGGCCGCUCCAGCUGUUGCUGCCGCUGAAGCCUCGGCCCCAGCUGCCAACUACCAGGCCCCAGAAGCCGCUCCAGCCGCUGUUGAACAGCCUGCCGCCGCUCCAGCUCCAGUUGCAUCAUCUGGAUACUAA
This is a messenger RNA of Bursaphelenchus xylophilus (pine wood nematode), 1186 nucleotides long. NCBI's taxonomy places the organism in Eukaryota, Metazoa, Nematoda, Chromadorea, Rhabditida, Aphelenchoididae. The record is from the annotation of a GenBank genome assembly.